Messenger RNA from Cyclopterus lumpus (lumpfish), 460 nucleotides. RefSeq names its product retinol binding protein 1, cellular, tandem duplicate 1 (gene rbp1.1). The record is from RefSeq and is a predicted model, not a curated record. Gene Ontology annotation, cellular component: cytosol; nucleus. Bases 1 to 405 code for a protein of 134 amino acids. NCBI's taxonomy places the organism in Eukaryota, Metazoa, Chordata, Actinopteri, Perciformes, Cyclopteridae. Gene Ontology annotation, biological process: fatty acid transport. The transcript is spliced from 4 exons. Gene Ontology annotation, molecular function: fatty acid binding.
AUGCCAGCUAAUCUGAACGGAUAUUGGAAGAUGAUGUCCAGUGAUAACUUCGAGGAGUACUUGAAGGCUCUUGAUGUAAAUAUUGCCAUCAGAAAAAUCGCCACCUUGUUGAAGCCCGACAAGGACAUCGUCCACGAUGGGGAUCACAUCAUCAUCAAGACCCUCAGCACCUUCAAAAACUACAACAUGGACUUCCAUGUGGGCAAAGAGUUUGAGGAGGAUCUUUCUGGAGUGGAUGACAGGAAAUGUGUGACCACCAUCACCUGGGAGGGAGACAAGCUGGUGUGUGUGCAGAAGGGAGAGAUUGAAGGAAGAGGCUGGACCCACUGGGUGGACGGAGAUGAGCUUCAUCUGGAGCUGAGAGCUGCAGGAGUUGUUUGCAAGCAGAUCUUCAAAAAGACCUAAGCUGCCUUUUAUUGAACGAGGCGGUGUCCCCUGCUGACAUCGGCUUACCGAGAGA